Messenger RNA from Babesia microti strain RI, 1509 nucleotides. RefSeq lists its product as hypothetical. Bases 1 to 1509 code for a protein of 502 amino acids. NCBI's taxonomy places the organism in Eukaryota, Apicomplexa, Aconoidasida, Piroplasmida, Babesiidae. The transcript has 3 exons. The record is from RefSeq and is a predicted model, not a curated record.
AUGAGAUUUUCCCCUUUCCAGAAAUUAUUAGUACAUAAGGAUACAAUUUUGGGAUGUCUGAUUGGCGGUGGCUUUAUUUACUAUACAAAUUAUACAAUCGAGAAAAGAUUAGGUAUACAGGCUGAUCUAAUAAAGCCUCUAACCUCAGAAUCUAUCAGACCAUAUGAAGAAAAUGAGAUUUUAGAGAAUAGGUUGGCACAGUCAGACUAUGUGGACCAGUAUAAAUUUGUAAAGGAACCAAGUUUUAAGAAGAAAGUGCCGAAACAACCGUUGUAUGAGAAAGAAACUAGUGAUGAGGUGGUGAAUGAGAUGUGGCAAGAUACAUCCGAAUUAACCUUUUUGGAUACCUUAGAGACGGGAGAUUUAGCAUUCAUCCGUUACAAUACACACAACCUCAGCCUGUUUAAAAUGAUGCAAUUGAAGUUUAUCAGAUUUAUCACGGGCAGGUGUUACGACGAUAUAUCAAUAAUAUAUCGAAAGGCUUCAACCAAUAGGGAUAUGAGUGAUGUAUUAUUCAUACUUUCGCCAUGUAUAAACAUGUCAGAGUGGGCAAUGCAAGUCAAAUCCCACUCAGAGCUUAAAAUUGAUGAAUCUGUGAGAGAUGUGAAUGAAUCUAAAAAUGAAACUAACGCCCAUUACAUGAGCAGAAUUGCCAGCCAUCCUGGAUUUUUAAAAUCCGAGUUAAAAUCUAUACUUAAAAUAGAUACUGAAUGCAAAGGUUGGUCAAGUUAUUUUCAUAUCCCAAAAUUUACACGGUUAAAGAAACAACCGGGAUUGUAUUCUUUUGAAUAUCUGCAUUUGCUUGUCUAUCAAGACCCGGAACUGGUGACCAUUAGACGAAUAGUUUGCGAUAAAAAUGAUCGGUUGCGAAUUGAAAAUGCACUUAAAAAUACAAUUAAAACAAACAAACACGUUAGAUCACUUUGGAGUGAUGUAUGUAAUUGCUUGUUCAGGAAGCCCCUAAAUGGGUUCUACACCAGGCAUUAUAUUGAGAGUUUGAAAGAAAAGAUUGAAAUAUUGCAUGGUAACAGGAUUAUUGACAAUUCAAAACAUGUAUUUAUAGAGAAGUUGCUAAAGACACUGAAGAUUUCAGAGGCGAAUUCCAUUAUCGAUUCUUUGAUAGAUUUAGAAAGGGCUAGUGAUAAAUGCCACUCACUUUCAUUUAAUCACUACAAGAUUAUCGCAUUAUUUGAAAAUCAGCGAAAUAUGACACAUGCUGAAACGAUUAACCAUUGUGAUAGUACACUGGCUGUGAAAGUAUUUAGUGACGCUGGUAUAAUGUGCAGUGGCGUAAAGUUUACACAAGAAGAUUUGAUGGAUUUUGUUCCACUAAAUAGCUCAGCAACUGUACCAUCCCAGUAUAUGGAUGGAUCUAUCAAUAACCCUCUGGCAGCAGUGGUUCCCAGGUUAUCUGCUAGCUUCGAUUUACAUGACGGGUAUAUGCAGCAUGCUCGUAGAGUGGCACAAACCUAUACACCUUUACACUCUAUUAUCAAGGUGCCUUCGUGA